CCGGGCGGCCGCGGGGGAGCCAGGACACCGCGCCGGGCAGCGGAUGAGGCGCGGAGGCUGUGGCCCAGGGCACCUCCCCCCGGCUUCCCGAACCCUGCCCGGUCCCACCCGAGGGGGAGGAUGGAAACACCAGCCGCGCUCUGAGCCCCUCAGGAAGAUAACACCCUUCCCGCCUUAUCACUCCGCGGUCCUGCAGAGACCAUUGCCUCUUCCCUUCCACAUCUCCAUCUCCCACAACGAGGCCGAGCGGAAAAGCGAGCGAUGGCGGAAAACCUGAGGAAACUGGUCUCCAACGAAUCUUUACGAUCGAUGCAGGACAAGCUAGAGUCCUGGCUGAGCGAGUACAACACAAACUCAUGUAAUCAAAAUCUAAAUCAUUGCCUUGAACUCAUUGAACAAGUUGCCAAAGUGCAGGGACAACUCUUUGGGAUCCUCACGACAGCAGCCCAAGAAGGAGGACAUUAUGAUGGGGUGGAAAUAAUCAAAUCACGCCUUUUGCCUUGGCUGGAGACCUCCUUUACUGCUGCUUCCCUGGGAAAACCUGUUGACAGCAGGGUCCCCUCUCUACAGGACACUUUUGAUAAGGAGAGACAUAAAGAGUCUGGUGUUCGGGAUCGGGACAUACAACAAUUAGACUCUGACUUGAACUCAACUCGUAAUCAACUCAACCAGGUUCAAGACGAUCUGGCUACAACUGAAAAGACUCUUGAAGAAACCAAGAACAGAUCGGCCAUAUCCCUUUUGGCUGCAGAGGAGGAAAUAAAUCAGCUAAGAAAGCAGCUUAAAUCUCUUCAAAACCAGGAGGACUCCCGCCACAGAACCUUGGAGCAUAGGAGCUCGGAGCAGAGGAGCUCGGAGCAGAGGAGAUCAGAGCAGAGGAGAUCAGAGCAGCGGGGCUCGGAGCAGCGGGGCGCCGACAGGCGGAGCAAAGAGUUGCGGAGCGUGGAAGUGGUAUCCGAUUAUGAGCAACAGCUCCGAACGCUGAAGGACGAGAUAGCUGUUCUGUCUGCUGAAAAAUCUGCCCUCCAAGGAAGGUCCACCAGGAGCCGGUCUCCUAGCCCUGCCCCGCACAGCCGCAGCCACAGCCGCAGCCACAGCCGCAGCCGCAGCCGGUCAGCCAGCCCCUCCACCGCAGUCGCGAAGAUCAGGAUCCCGUCCCCGAAUCGCGCCAAACUGUCCAGUGUGGCGCGCAAGGCUGCCCUCCUUUCCCGGUUCAGCGACGCCUAUUCCCAGGGCCGCCUGGAUGCGCAGUGCAUGCUGCGGCGCUGCAUCGACAAAGCUGAGACCGUGCAGCGCAUCAUCUACAUCGCCACAGUGGAGGCAUUCCAUGUAGCUAAAAUGGCAUUCAGACAUUUCAAGAUCCGUGUGAGAAAAUCGUUGACACCAUCUUAUGUGGAGUCAAAUGAUUUUGAGGAUGCUGUCUUGGAUUAUAUCAUUUGUCAUCUUGAUCUAUAUGAUUCCCAAAGCAGUGUUAAUGAUGUGAUCCGAGCCAUGAAUGUCAAUCCCAAGAUUUCAUUCCCUCCUGAAGUUGACUUUUGCCUCCUCAGUAACUUCAUCCAGGAGAUAUGUUGCAUUGCUUUCGCAAUGCAGACUUUAGAACCACCCCUAGAUAUUGCAUUUGGGGCCGAUGGAGAAGUUUUUAAUGAUUGCAAGUACCGUCGCAGCUAUGACUCCGAUUUCACUGCUCCCUUGGUCUUCUAUCACGUGUGGCCUGCUCUCAUGGAGAAUGACAAUGUCAUUAUGAAGGGAGAAGCUGUCACCAAGAGAGGGGCUUUUUGGAAUUCGGUGCGAUCUGUAAGUCGAUGUCGAAGCAGGAGUUUAAGUCCCAUCUGCCCCCGUACCCAUAUUGGUUUAAGCAUGAUAUCUCGAAGCCGGAGUCCUUCUCCAAUAAGAUGCGGAUUGCCGAGGUUUUAAAACCAUCAGCCAUGUUCCUUUGCCACAGUACAUCUGCAACAGCCAGCUUCCCCAGUGCCUCCAUCUGCCUGCUGUGUCUGCCUCAGACCUCACUUAAGAUAAUGUGAAAGGCAAUUCUGUGUAUCGCUGCACACAGAGAGUUAAAUGUUUUGGCUUAGCACGUUUGUAACUUCAGAUAUAUUGCAUUUUAUUUUAUUUUAUAGAUACAAAUUCCAUUAAUUUGAUAAAAAUGAUUGCAUAGGUGUUUAGGAUCAUAUUCAUUCAAAGCAAAGUCCAUUACAAGUUCAGGAUUUUCAUCCUGAAAUACUAGGCCCUUUUAUAGCAACUAUAUGAACAAAAGUGGAAAAUCUUUACCAUGCUGAGUCCAAAAGACAAGAUGAGUCAUUUUGGUUUACAAACUGAUUAUGCAUAUUGUAAUUGCUGGUAUUAGUUUUAAUGUGAAAACAAUAUUGGUGUUUUAAUUUUCUUUUAAGGUUUGGAAGGCAGCUCUAAUCUCAGAUUGGGGGACUUGUAGCAGUAGCAAUGACUUUAGGCUAAAUGUAGAUGUUGAUGAUUUAUUUAAGAGAAUAUAGUUCGUUGGCUUGCUUCUCUUUUCCUACUUUGAGAGGGCCCAGUUUGAUUUAGUUGAGCGCUGUAUGUCGAAGCCACUGACUCGAGAGAAUUUUCUCGCUUCAUGAAUGUGGAGCAGUGAUUUGGAUAGAAGCCAGCUUUGAGAUAACUGUUAAUUACCUUGUGUUUUUCUUCUGGGAAUGUCUCAUACUGUUUUAAUGCACGUGUUAUAUAUAAAGGCUACCUGGGACGUGCCCUUUAUCUAUUCCACCUAGUUGUUCGCAAAUUCAGACUUUCUCUGAAUUCCAUCUGACUAAAAGUACCUAAACUCAAGGCCUAAAACUAGAGACACCACUUACUGAUUUUAAAUUAAGUGUACAUCCCUUAAUUUCUUCAGUGUGAAGUACUGUUGAAAGUUCAAGAUAAUAAUAGAAUGUGGCUUUUUGAAGAUCAGUGAUGAUCUUUCUACUUCUUUAUCACUUUAAAUCCAACCUUAAACACAAGCAUUACAAAUGCCUGUUCUCGCCCUGUGCAUUUUAGAGACAAGCUCUGAAUUGGCCAUAGAUCAGUUUGCGUAAGCUCGGUGCCAAAACCAGCACCUGAGGUUUUUCAGGUGAAAAAAACCCAAACUUCUCUAAAGCGUCUUGUUCCUUGUGCUGGGAGGUAGAGACGAGGGAGAGACCACCUCAGUCCCUGCCCCCUGGGUCUAAUGGUCACCAGCUCAUUCUGAAAUGUGAGGUUAAUUUUUCUCCCUCUGUGCAUUUACGUAGUCGUCACUUUGAGGCAAUGCAGUGUGCUCUAAAGAGAACUUGGUGUUCAGGGAGCUUCAGUUCCAAUAUGGUCAUCACCUUGCUUUGUGGCCUUGAACAAGUUACCUUUCUGAGCCUUAGUCUCAUUGUAGAGUAAGGAGGUUGGAUGAGAUUAAUGGUUCUCUCAACGCUCUCAGACUCAGUGCCCCCUUUUAUAACAAACAUUUUCUUCUGGUUGUUCUGAAGUAAAAUUCAAAGUUAAUAUGAUCUAUGUUGCAUAUAUACUUUUUAUGUUGCAUAUAUACUUUUAAACAAUGAAUAUAGUACUCUAUCUGUAAUAUAAAGCAGAAAAAAAGAAAGAAGUUUUUAAUAAAAUAAAACAUAUUUCAAUAAAAAAAGCUUGGAUAUAACUAUCAUGGAAGAUAAAAGUAAAUUAUCAGAUGCCUGCACCUGUAUGUAGAACACCCAGCUACAAAUGCAGAUCAAUGUGCGUUGUGUUGGCAACAUCAAUAGCAGUGUUGUCAUUGGAUAUGAUUUUCUGAAAUGGUGGACAACUCUUGGUAAAGUUUUGAACAAAAAUCUUACAGUUAUGCCUUGAUUAACAUGGUAAAUGUGUUCCUGGAAAAGUCAGUGUACAUUAAAACCACGCAACAAUUCCUUUGUGUUAUAUGUUAGAAGUCUUUUCUAAAAUCUCACUAAGUAAUGAGAAUGCCUACGUAUCAGAAUUUUUUUAGGAGUCAUAUGUGGGAAUACAUGCUCUCAUUUGGAAAAAGGUCACAUGUAGCUAAAUUUAUUUGAUCUGUACCCUGUCUGGCCAUUUGCCAUUUCUCAAGUUUCUAAUUUGAACUGUAAUCAUGCAGGGAAUGGUGAAUAGGCUAGAAUAAUUUUUGGAAAGGAUCCAGAAAUUCAAAGGAGACUGACCUAUACUUAUUUAUCUGGGCAUGCACCUUAACCUUAAUAACUUUGAAAAAUGAAAAGUUAUACCUGAGUAAAUGUUUAUACCUGAGUAUAAGUUUAUACCUGAGUAAAAGUUUAUA
This is a messenger RNA of Diceros bicornis minor, 4249 nucleotides long. It is a transcript of the gene SPATA18, whose product is annotated as spermatogenesis associated 18. Gene Ontology annotation, biological process: mitochondrial protein catabolic process; mitophagy by internal vacuole formation. Gene Ontology annotation, cellular component: mitochondrial outer membrane. The record is from RefSeq and is a predicted model, not a curated record. The transcript is spliced from 13 exons. Bases 262 to 1914 code for a protein of 550 amino acids. NCBI's taxonomy places the organism in Eukaryota, Metazoa, Chordata, Mammalia, Perissodactyla, Rhinocerotidae.